Molecule: messenger RNA, 1249 nt
Organism: Vigna radiata var. radiata (mung bean)
Lineage: Eukaryota; Viridiplantae; Streptophyta; Magnoliopsida; Fabales; Fabaceae
Product: molybdopterin synthase catalytic subunit
Exons: 5
Coding region: 426-1031 (201 amino acids)
Biological process (GO): Mo-molybdopterin cofactor biosynthetic process
Cellular component (GO): cytosol
Molecular function (GO): molybdopterin synthase activity
Source: RefSeq, a predicted model, not a curated record
UGGUGCUUAUGCUAAUGGGUUGCAGAACGAAAGAAAUGACCUACCAGAUGACAUCAGUUACUUUUUAUUUGGUCCCAAUCGUUGCAGUAGCAACAUCUUCAACCUAACCAAAAGCCCCUUUUUCUCUCUUUCUGCGACUGAAUCAGUGAAUUGAAUCCAACUAGCAUCGAAGCUCAGCAAUUGCAUUGAAUAUAAUUUACCUCCAGUGGCGAGGUUGCAAAUUGGAAGAAGAUGAAAAAGGGACUUCAUCCACAGAAGCAAUGGGUAUCCUACGUUAGACAAACGGGUCUUUGGGAAGUAUGAGUGGCUCUAAUCAAUUUGAAGGAUGAACUGCUGGACUUGUCUACUUUAAUUUUCGAAGGAAGAAAGUGUUCAAAUCACGUUGGAUUUUUGUUCCAUCAUCAUUGUAUCUGAACUUGUGGAAAAUGGCCGCGAAAGAUGAUAAAAAUCUUAUUGAAAUCUUGGAAAACCUGAAUCCAGUAGAUGUUGCUAAAUACAUGAAUUUUGUUAGUGCUCCACAAGCUGGUGCUAUAGCAACAUUUUCUGGCACAACUCGUGACACCUUUGAAGGGAAAACAGUCUUGGAGUUGAGAUAUGAAGCUUAUGUUCCAAUGGCAAUACGUUGUAUCAACAUGAUCUGUUCAUCUGCCAGAGCAUCCUGGAACCUACAUUCCAUCGCUGUUGCUCACCGUAUAGGCACGGUGCCUGUGGGUGAAACAAGUGUCUUCAUUGCAGUCUCAUCUGUCCACAGGGCAGAUGCACUAGAGGCAUGUAGAUUUUUGAUAGAUGAGAUAAAAGCCAAAGUUCCUAUUUGGAAAAAGGAGGUCUAUUCAAAUGGGGAGGUUUGGAAGGAGAACAGUGAGUUCCUAGAGAGGAGGUCCGAACUUGGUAACAAGGAUGCAGGUUGCUGUGGUAGAAAGGUAGUAAUUAAAGAGCAGACCAAAAAGGCUUGUUGUGGGACUAAGGUUCAGGUUGAUGAUCAAGCUAAUGAGGCGUCACAUGAAAAAAAUAGAGGAGGAGAUGGAAGAUAAGGCUAUAGAUUCCAUUGCUGUUACUGAAGGUCAGAGAAAAAGUGAAGAUGCUAUUCAAGGAGUAAGUGUUUUCCAAUUUCCUUGUAAAGGAUAUAUUCUCCAAUUGAUGUAAUUACUUUGUUUGGUGAUAUAAUGUAUUAGUGGAGCAAUCUUUGAAGUUUGAGUUGACUUGUGAUAGACUUAACUGAAAUCAGUAAACAUUCAUUUCCCCAUGGUAA